CUCUUGGAGAGUGAGGGAGAAUCUUUUCGCCCUGAAAAAGAGCAAAGCGUCAGGCCUUUCCCCCGGUUCCUAGUUUUGGUACUACUCCACCGGCAUCAUUCUCCCCGUCCCCAACGAACCAGCGGAGCUCGCAUCGCAGCCAACAAAAGAGAAGGGAUCAGCCGCCCACGGACACGCAGCGAAGCAUCGAUCGCCAGUUCGCCGGAGCGGUCGGAAGGCAUGGGGGACGCCGUCGCAAACCACCCUAUCCUCGCGGUGGGUGAUGUCGGACAAUCGAGCUUCGGCGUCAACCCAUCCGCCGCUGCUACCGGCGGCGGGUUCGUGGCCCUCGACGUCGGCGCGCUGUCGUCGUCCCUCGCCGGCGACGCUGGCCCGCCGCCGGGUACGCCCACCGCGCCCCCACGGACACCCACCGCGCCCCCGCGGACACCCAAGGUGGUGAGGUCGCUGUCGCGGAAGGGCGACAGGAAGCCGACCGACGGCGACGCCAACGGCACCGCCGGUGGCGGUGGAGAGCGGCCGCAGCUGUUCGUGCACGUAGCGGCCGGCGACCUCGGCGACGCGCCCAGCAGCGCGCGGCUAGUCGUGCACACGCCGCUGGCCAGCACGCCCGGGAGCAAGUCCCGGCGGUUCGGCAGGCGGCCGGCGCCGUGGCUGGAUCCCCGGAGGGUCGUCUUCCUCUUCGCCACGCUGUCCAGCGUGGGGACGCUCAUCCUGCUCUACUUCACGCUCUCCAUGAGCAGGGCGGACUCCAGCGGCAGUGGCGGCGGCGGCGCCAGCGACGCGCGGUGAAAGUCCGGCCAUCGACAUCGAAAGGCCGAAGAGGCGAUAUUUUGGUGUUCCGAGCUUUUCUCUCUCUCCCUUUUUUGCUGAACAAGAUAACUGGGAAAGAUUUCGAGGGGGGUACUGUAAUCCCGGCGUAAAAGAAAGGUCAGUCUCACAGAGGAAAACUGAACGGCAGUGAAGAGAUCAGGCUUGUUGGGGUUUGAUGGACAAGUUUGUUUUCUUUGAAACACUGAUGGACAAGUUUGUGGUGGCGGCUAAUGGCUAUCCUUGUUUUUUUUUCCUUUUCUUUUUCUUUUUUCUGACUGCCCAAAAAAGGGUACAUGUCGCUUUACAACGACAAACAGAUAUUGUAUUUUUCAUUUGUUCCUGGUGCUGCAAACAGAAUCAUACAAAUUGUGGUA
This is a messenger RNA of Setaria italica (foxtail millet), 1187 nucleotides long. RefSeq lists its product as uncharacterized. Lineage: Eukaryota; Viridiplantae; Streptophyta; Magnoliopsida; Poales; Poaceae. The transcript is spliced from 5 exons. The record is from RefSeq and is a predicted model, not a curated record. The coding region runs from base 220 to 792 and encodes 190 amino acids.